GUGCGCGGUCGCUAAUAGCACAAAUGGCGAAACAGGGGAAUUUUGUUGAUCAAGCUUUCGAAUCUGAUGAUGACGAUCCUAUUAGAACAUAUGGAACUACAUCAGAAAGCAGACCUCUGACACCGGGGAAGUCACCGAGUAAUAUGAGUCUAAAAACACGUGAUGCAGAUUCAAUCACAGCGAGAAGUUACAAGAGUGUGGAGGAAGGUGGAAAAGAGUCUCUAAUUAAUUCUGAGCACCAUUCUCCAGUACAAGACCCUACUGCUUACCAUGUUAGACAAUCACAGAGAAGGUUUUCAAGUACAUGUAGCACAGAAACAUCUGAAGGAGCUAAAUCAAUUGACUCUUAUGCCAGCUGGUUGCACCAUCCGAAAUUACGUGAACACUGGAAAUUUGUAGUUGGGUCUAUACUCCUGUUUCUAGCUGGUAUAGGGUUAUUUUGUGGCGGUGUCUACGCGGCUGCAUAUACGCACAGCACAGCUCAGAGCGUUGUUUUCUUUGUUCUUGGCACCAUAUGCUUUAUUCCAGGAGUGUAUCAUGUGGUUUAUAUCUACAUGGCGAUGACCAACAAACCAGGAUACAACCUAUACCAUCUUCCCGCUUUUAAGUGAUCGCUUCUGUCUGCUGACAUGUGAUACAAAGAUGACUAUGACCGAUUAGUGGCUGACUGUGGUCUGUAGUCACAUAGUGAAUUGGAAACGAAUUCACUAUCUCCUUCCCAGCUGCUCCAUCCUCAAGUUUAUUCAUAUGGCUUUUUUUAAUAUUUGUUUAUUUUUGGUCAAGGUGCUAUGUACGUAUGACAUUAUGCCCAAUCCUGACCAUUGAAAUCCAAAGAACCGCUGGUGUAGAAUAGUCUCAAGAUUUUAUUCUAUAAGUAUAAGCCUAUUUAACGGCAUAAUUUAUGUUUUCUUUUUUAACAUGCAAAUAGUACUUCGUGGCAUAUACCUCUGUGUAUAUUCAAGCUAGAAAUCUGAACAACGUUUUGGGUGGUGGUUAUGUUAAUAGUCGCAUAUACUCUCAAAUAUAUCAUGCCAGAUGUGUUUGCUAUUUGGCAAUGUAUGUACCUAAAAAUCACCAAGGUGCAAAAAUCGAAAAGUUCUCUUCUUAGGUGGUAUAUAUGUUAUAAAAUAUUUCCUUCUCAAAUGUGCAUUCUAAAUGUGAAUACACUAGAAACUAUAUUAUGAUCUGUUCUUCUCAUCAUAGUGCAACUCCAAGCACAUACAAUGAAAAUAGAAUUAUAACCAGUGCAGUAAGGUUAAUAUCUAGUGCUGGAUGUGGUCGACUUAAUAUAAUAUAGUAUUGAGAGGUAUGGUGUGGAUGUCAGCGCUUUGUUUGAGCUGGAAACUGAUUCAAUAUUUAUUGGGAAAAUGUAAUCUCCUACUAUAAGAAUGACGUCUCAUCUGGGUGUGAUUUACUGCUAAAUAUUUGGAAAACUAUAUUGUACAUAGAUUCUAGUAUUUUGCCAGUAAUGUUUGCCAACAGAGUUAUCUUUGUGAUUGCAUGUGUCGUCUAUGACUGCUGUUACAUGGACGCUGCCAGCUGUUGCUGUGAAAAGGUCUUUUUCAUAAUCUUAUGUACAUUUUAUAAAUGAGUAAAUAUUUCGUGACUGAUGUACAUACUUUGUAUUCCAAUAUGAAAUCGGGUUAUAUAAUUGUAUGAAAUGUUAAUGUUUGAACUAGACCAGUUUAAUGCUUGAAGAGGACAAUGUUGCACGUCUGCGUAUGCCUGUGUAUGAUGUUUACUUCUACUGAGUAUAUUAUAAACUCCAGAUGUAAUAUUUUGUCAUUUUAGGUGAGAUUAUUAUAUUAUAUUAGAUAAUAUAGUGUUUUGUUACAGUGCAUAAAUAACGGUAGUCUCAUGCACUUGUAAAUGAAAUUUCUUCCAGUUUGCUCUUGAUAAAUUCUUUAUUACAGUUUCAAUGCCAAA
This is a messenger RNA of Priapulus caudatus, 1926 nucleotides long. RefSeq names its product transmembrane protein 134-like. The record is from RefSeq and is a predicted model, not a curated record. The transcript has 6 exons. Lineage: Eukaryota; Metazoa; Priapulida; Priapulimorpha; Priapulimorphida; Priapulidae. Bases 24 to 611 code for a protein of 195 amino acids.